UCAGACAGCCUAACAGACAGCCUAAUCCUCACUGUCAGUUAGAGAGUGUCCCUGCUUGUUAGGGGGGGGGACUGACAGGCAGAAUGCGAUGGGAUUCACACGCAGAUGUUUCCCCAUUGACAACGAAAACAACCGGGCUUUAAAUGCGCCCCUCUGGUUAUGCUGAGAUUGGUGACGGGUAAAAAUCCGGCACGGGGACCGGGUGUCGCAUUUCACCACGGAGAAGGCCAGCGGAGCGACCAGCUAAGGCUGCUUAAAAUAGACAGCCUGCUCUAAACAUACAGCUGAAAAAAAAGCUCUCCGCGUCAAGAAGCGAAUUUUCUAGAAGCGGCAGGGAGGCUGAUUAUGCGGCAGAGUGGGCUGUCAGAGAAAUUCUGGACGCCGGAUUUAUCCGCGUUUCGACGGGAGUGCUUCUCUGAAGACUGGCGCCGUGACACGUGGCCAUCGCGCUGCGUGCCUGUGCAGUAGGACUGUUUGGGAGUGCCGCGUCUGGUCUGUGUUUGCCUAGGAAGCAUAUUCCCUUAAAAGUGUUUGCUGCCUGCUUAACGCGUUAGCAAAACAAGAUUUCUGUUCCAUUACAUUUCUGUGACGGAGAACCUCCAUGCGCAAUGUAAACUGUGUGUCAAAUGCAACAAAAAUGAAAGGGCAACAAUACCAAAUAUGUUUUUCUGAAAAUUACAAGUGCUAAAAAUAGUCAUAACACGUCCACAGUGACAGCUUCUAAUCCCACAACUCCACCAUGGCAACUGCAACAGCUCAAACAUAAGGUAGAGUUAGCAAAUGUUAUGACACAAUCCUUCAUCCACCAAUUCAAUUCUGCUGCAGUAAUCUUUAUCACUAGGAACUGUAAAGGCUGGUGAAGGCUGAAGAGGCUCAGGCGUGGCUGAAGAUGAGGACCCUGAGGCAGUGCUUAUGGCUGCUGCUGCUCUGUUUCACCGCGUGGCUUCAAUACGGGGUGGAGUGGGCGCGGCGGGUUUUCGGGAGCAGGACCCUGAGACUGGACCCCGCUGGUCAGAGGGCUGAUCACAGCGAGAGCAGGAAGCCUGAGCCCUGGCGGACUGACCCGGCGUGGAGGACCUACGCCGGCAGAGAGGGACCCACGGUCACAGUGCAGACCAGCACACACGCUUUCCAGGCUGACUUGGGUAGGCUGUCGGAGGCGAGCGAGUACUUCAGGGCCCUGUCCCGGUCCAGAAUGAGGGAGACGGCAGAGAGCCUCGUUCACCUGGAGCACGUGCCCUCGCACGUCUUCCACAACCUGCUGGAGUUCACCUUCCUCGGACGCUUCAGUGUCCCCGAGGAGGAGCUGGGCCUGCACAUCCAGAUAGGUAGCUACCUGCUGGUGCAGCCCUUCGUCUCAGAGUGCCUGAGCUCCCUGGCCAGCGCCUUAACCCCGGAGAACUGCGAGGCCUACCUGGCCUUCGCGCGGGAGAUCUGCUGCCUGGAGAUGCUGGAGGCGGUGCGGAGGUACCUGAGCACAAACCUGCUCGAGCUGGCACACCUGACCGGGAGGCUGGACCCCGAGGAGCGGGAGGAGCUUAUCCGCCUCAGGCUGGGCGGGGCCCGUCGGCUCUGCGCCCUGAGGAAGGAGAACCUGACCUCCGGCAGCCAAUCGGACACAGCCGCCGCCCGCCACCUCUACAGCCUGGCGGGGGAGGAGGAGGAGGAGGGCGGGGCCUGGCGCGCGGAGGCCGAGCUCCCGUUUGCGGCUGACAAGUGGUGCUUCACCACCGCCGUUCUGCACAACUACCUCUACCUCAUCGGGGGCUACAGACACAGGGUCAGGCGGGGGUACCAGUUCAAGAUGGCCUCCUUCAGAUACAACCCCUUCACCCACACCUGGGUUUCCACUGCGCCUCUUAUCAAGCACCGGCGCCACUUCAGCGCGGCGGCCUGCGAGGGCUCCGUGUUCGCGCUCGGCGGCUGGUACCUGGACUCCCUGGUGGCGCCCGACUCCGGCACAGCGCUCUACACCGCCGUGGAGCGCUACGACCCCUGGGCCGACUCCUGGGCCUUCGUCUCCUCGCUGCCGCUCACCGACUUCCGCUUCGCCGUGUCCCUCUCCCACGACGUCCCGCUGGCCACCGCCCUGCACCGCUGCGUCUACGUCCUGGGCACCGUCCAGAGGACCGGCGAGAAGCUGGUGCUGCAGUACGACGUCACACAAGAUUCCUGGUCAGAGCUGCUCCCUACCCUGACCAGAGCCGACGCUGACAUCCCCAGCCUGUACUUCCUGGGGGCGACAGACAGGCUGUUCGUGAUUGGUGGGACCAACUCUGCGAACGUGGUGACAUCGCUGUGCGUGGAAAGCGGGCGGUGGGGGAGGGUGCGCACCACCGAGAAGAUGUGGCUCGCGGGCCAGGGGACCGUCCUCAACGACCAGGUCUACAUGUCAGACGUAGAGCACAACUCCAUCGUCAGACUCGACCUCCGCUCGCUCGCUGUCCACCGCCUCCCACCCUUCCCAAUCCACACCAGCUACGAGGCCCUUUUCCAUCUGCACUUCUAGCACAGGCUCACAAGACUUAAAAAAUAAAGACUUAAACCAAAGCAAAUGUGACUAUUGCCAUUGAAUACCCGAGACCAAAGAGUUCCUUUGUGACAUCAUACAGCUUCCAAAGCUCCCAAAGUGCACCUGUGACGGUCAGUAAAAGUCACAUAGUGUCUCCAUACCAGAAUCAAAUGGCUCGUGACUUUGAUUUUGGUCCGUGUUUCUGUCCAGGAGUAACUAACGUCCUUGCGGGACGGAAGCAUACUAAGGUUGUGAAAUCAAAGCAGGCCAGGUGACUUUGCUAUGAGCUCCAAGGUUGCCAUGGUUCACCACAACGGAAUGUAAACUGCUUUCUCCAGCGCAGCAGAUACUGCCCUUUGGAUUGGAAGGUGGUGCACGAGACGGAAUGCAUUAGCUUUCCACCAAACGUUUCCUGACCCCUUUACCUUCAGCGGGCUGACAGGAGAGGUGAAGCUUAAAUUAUUGUUCAGUAAACAAUCCUCCGUUGACCAGCCCUGCUGUUUGCUCUAUCAGUGACAUGGCUGAACGCAACUGACCUCGUGAAAAAAUACAAAGAGGUGGCAGAGAGGAGUAUCAGAGGGUUAAGUUUUAAAAAGCUGGUUGUGUUCCAAAUAAACACUUAUGCGCCAGCUCAAGAGCUCUAUCUUUCUCUGCUUCCUGCAGUCUUUAACAUGCUCCUAGCCUAGAAAGUUAUAGCAUGAGAAAGCUAUUUAUAG
Messenger RNA from Anguilla anguilla (European eel), 3228 nucleotides. RefSeq names its product kelch repeat and BTB domain-containing protein 11. The coding region runs from base 890 to 2509 and encodes 539 amino acids. Gene Ontology annotation, molecular function: protein binding. The record is from RefSeq and is a predicted model, not a curated record. The transcript has 5 exons. NCBI's taxonomy places the organism in Eukaryota, Metazoa, Chordata, Actinopteri, Anguilliformes, Anguillidae.